This is a messenger RNA of Marmota monax (woodchuck), 2597 nucleotides long. It is a transcript of the gene Crtc1, whose product is annotated as CREB regulated transcription coactivator 1. The transcript has 15 exons. The record is from RefSeq and is a predicted model, not a curated record. The coding region runs from base 327 to 2066 and encodes 579 amino acids. NCBI's taxonomy places the organism in Eukaryota, Metazoa, Chordata, Mammalia, Rodentia, Sciuridae. Gene Ontology annotation, cellular component: cytoplasm; nucleus. Gene Ontology annotation, biological process: positive regulation of transcription by RNA polymerase II; protein homotetramerization. Gene Ontology annotation, molecular function: cAMP response element binding protein binding.
CGAGCUUCGCUUCCCCCUCCGGUGUCCGAGGCCCCCCAGGAAGCUGGGGCUGGCGUGGGAGAGCAAGCAGCCAGGCGGCCAGCUCCCGAGCCUGCCAGGAGCUGUUUGUGAGGGAACGCGAGCCGGCCUUGUUGUGUACACAGAGUGGACCUAGCAACCGCCCCUGCCGGGCCGCAGCCGACACUGCUCCCACCUUGCACCAUGGCAGCCGCCUUCCCGGUGGCCGGCUUCAGCUUCAGAAGUCCCAGUUCCUGCAACUGGGCCCGAGCCGUGGCCAGUACUACGGAGGCUCCCUGCCCAACGUGAACCAGAUCGGGAGUGGCACCAUGGACCUGUCCUUCCAGCCCAGCGGAUUUCUGGGGGAGGCCCUGGCAGCGGCUCCUGUCUCUCUGACACCCUUCCAGUCCUCAGGCCUGGACACCAGCCGGACUACCCGACAUCAUGGGCUAGUGGACCGAGUGUAUCGGGAACGUGGCCGGCUUGGCUCCCCGCACCGCCGGCCCCUGUCAGUGGACAAACAUGGACGGCAGGCCGACAGCUGUCCAUACGGCUCCGUGUAUCUGUCACCACCCGCGGACACCAGCUGGAGGAGGACCAAUUCAGACUCCGCCCUUCACCAGAGCACAAUGACGCCCACCCAGUCAGAAUCCUUUACGGGUGGAUCUCAGGAUGCACACCAGAAAAGAGUCUUACUAUUAACAGUCCCAGGAAUGGAGGAGACCACGACCGAAGCAGAUAAAAACCUUCCCAAGCAAGCGUGGGACACCAAGAAGACGGGGUCCAGGCCCAAGUCCUGUGAGGUCCCCGGAAUCAACAUCUUCCCAUCCGCCGACCAGGAAAACACUACAGCCCUGAUCCCCGCCACCCACAACACGGGGGGCUCCCUACCCGACCUGACCAACAUCCACUUCCCCUCCCCCCUCCCGACCCCUCUGGACCCCGAGGAGCCCACCUUCCCUGCGCUGAGCAGCUCCAGCAGCACUGGCAACCUCGCCGCCAACCUGACUCACCUGGGCAUCGGUGGCGCCGGCCAGGGGAUGAGCACGCCGGGCUCCUCUCCACAGCACCGACCUGCUGGUGUCAGCCCGCUGUCCCUGAGCACAGAAGCAAGGAGGCAGCAGGCCCAGCAGGUGUCGCCCACCUUGUCCCCACUGUCACCCAUCACUCAGGCCGUGGCCAUGGACGCCCUGUCUCUGGAGCAGCAGCUGCCCUACGCCUUCUUCACCCAGGCUGGCUCCCAACAGCCGCCCCCGCCGCAGCCCCAGCCCCCACCACCUCCACCGCCGGCGUCCCAACAGCAGCCGCCCCCGCCGCCGCCUCAGGUGCCCGUUGGCCUGCCCCCGGGAGGCCCUCUGAUGCCAAGCGCCAGCCUGACGCGGGGGCCACAGCUGCCCCCGCUCGCGGUCACGGUACCGUCCUCUCUCCCCCAGUCCCCCCCAGAGAACCCGGGCCAGCCAUCGAUGGGGAUUGACAUCACCUCGGCGCCGGCUCUGCAGCAGUACCGCACUAGCGCGGGCUCCCCGGCCAACCAGUCUCCCACCUCGCCUGUCUCCAAUCAAGGCUUCUCCCCCGGGAGCUCCCCACAACACUCGUCCGCCUUGGGCAGCGUGUUUGGGGACUCAUACUAUGAGCAGCAGAUGGCAGCCAGGCAGGCCAAUGCUCUGUCCCGCCAGCUGGAGCAGUUCAACAUGAUGGAGAACGCCAUCAGCUCCAGCAGCCUCUACGGCUCCGGCUCCACACUCAACUACUCGCAGGCGGCCAUGAUGGGCCUCACGAGCAGCCACGGGAGCCUGCAGGACACGCAGCAGCUCGGCUACUCCAGCCACAGCGGCAUCCCCAACAUCAUCCUCACAGUGACAGGAGAGUCCCCUCCUAGCCUCUCUAAAGAACUGACCAGCACUCUGGCCGGGGUCAGCGAUGUCAGCUUCGACGCUGACAACCAGUUCCCCCUGGAUGAACUCAAGAUCGACCCCCUGACCCUCGACGGACUGCACAUGCUCAAUGACCCUGACAUGGUCCUCGCUGACCCGGCCACUGAGGACACCUUCCGGAUGGACCGUCUGUGAGCGGCCAUGCCUGGCAUAGUGCCGCCGGUCCAUGGUCUCCGACGGCGUCCCUCCAAGCCUGGGGGCGGCCACACUCCGUCCCUCGCAAACGGCCGAGCUUGUGAUUCUGAGCUUGCAAUGCCGCCCGGCGCCCCCACCAGCCCGCCCCCGGUUGUUCACCUCCCGCUGAAGCCCGGCGGGGCCCCGAGCCGGGGCCCUCCGUCCGUCCGUCCGCCUGGCGCCAGGCGGGGUCAGAGGCUGUGAGUCCUCACUCCUGCAGACCCUCCCUGCGCUCGUUCCUCUCCUACCCCGGGGCCGGGCGCGAGCCCCCCACAGGAUGCUGAGAGUGGGGUGUCAGGAGGCUUGGGGUGGGUGUCUGGGCUGAGGUGCACUUUCCGACUGUUGAUGAGCUCUCACUGCCUUUCUUCAUCCCGUCCCCGCGACCCGCCAUCCCCAGCCCACGAUCAGGUAGACAGCGGCCCCACCUGCCGAGGCAGAAGGUGCCAGAGGAGGGACAGGCAGAGUGAAAUAAACACUAUUUUGAUGGCCGUC